Fusarium vanettenii 77-13-4 is the source of this 1826-nucleotide messenger RNA. RefSeq lists its product as uncharacterized. The transcript is spliced from 2 exons. The record is from RefSeq and is a predicted model, not a curated record. Gene Ontology annotation, biological process: negative regulation of transcription by RNA polymerase III. Gene Ontology annotation, molecular function: RNA polymerase III core binding. Gene Ontology annotation, cellular component: nucleus. Lineage: Eukaryota; Fungi; Ascomycota; Sordariomycetes; Hypocreales; Nectriaceae. Bases 1 to 996 code for a protein of 331 amino acids.
AUGAAGUAUCUACCAGUGCAAGACUUCGAAGCGGUGACGGGCGCCCUCAACUUCAACACACCCGACUGCAACGUUACAGGCGGUUGCGAUCUUUACACGACAAAGUCAACAGGUUCCGACAAGAAGCUCUACAAGAACAUCGAUAAGGAUCUCAACUCGCAACAUGAAGCCCUCCUCAAGCUCGGCGCCAGCCUAUCACCACCAGAACGUGCGCAGAUGCUGGCCACCUCACCGAGCAUGCAACUAUUUUCACACUCGAGCGCCUUCGGUCCUCUAUCAGAUCUUUCAAGUCGUCGGACAUUUGCGUACCUGAUCGCGACGCUAAAUGCCAGUCAUCCCCAUUACGAUUUCUCCCACGUUCUUCGGCCCAACGACUUUAAGCGCGAGCGAAACCUGCGCCGCGUCAUGGUCAACCUAGAUUCGAUUCUCCAAAACGUGAGGCCAAACUUUGAGCCCCAGUCGCUCGGCUCCUCUCUCGGUAGCGACACAAGUUCCAACUGGGGACCCCAAUGCUGGUCAUUGAUCGACAAGGAAAUGCACCUUAACGAGUGUACAAUCUUCAGUUAUCACCCCGACACCGAUCCGUUUGAGGAGGACGAGAGCGCCAUCUGGGCCGCGCACUACUUCUUCUUCAACCGAUCCCUGAAGCGUGUGGCAUAUCUCUACGUGCGCGUAGUACCUGUCAUCUCAUCCCACAGCCCGACACUCCGGCCUACGAACCUGGCAAGGAACCACAGCAACCGACAAGAGCUCGAAUCAGCUGGUGCGCAGAAGCGUGCCAACUACUGGCUUGGUGACCGAGAUGCUGAGCUGGUGCCGUACACGGAAGACGACGAGGACAUGGACGACGGAUUGUUCUGGAACAGAGGGGAAGAUGGCGAUCUUGUUGCCUAUUCAGAUGACGAGUUUGACGACGACAUUGACGACAUGGACAUGCUCGACAGAAGCAACGAGAGGUUCAUGAGUGAAGACAUUGCCGGCCGGAUGGAGAUUUAGGCCAACUCCGUCAUCGACACGGCUGUUGCGCUGUAGCUCUUGAGCUGGACGGCUUUUUGGCCACAUUCGCAUUUGAUUGCUUUCUUUUUCGACAAUUCGACACCUCGACAAUUCAACACUUCGACACUUCGACACCAAACGCCGUCUUAAUCUCAACAACGGUCGUCCGCUUGCGAACCGACGCGACACGGCACGGACAAGGCCAAACAGUACACGAUUUUCCCGCUCUACUUCUCUGUUGACGGACCUUGAUUGCGUCCGAACUUGUUUUUGUUUCCUUGGACAUGUUGAUUUCCUAUGUAUGAAGGCGUGGCGCCUGGGCAGGCUUCUGGUCGGUGAGAGCCGCUGGGGUUCCGCGACACGAGGCGUUUUCGGGGGCUCGCUUUCAAACGCGCGGCGGUACAUGUGUGCUUGCUUUCCCUGGUUGCUCUGGCGUGUUUUCUUCCUUUUAUUAAUUCUCCUUCGUCCGUGUUGUUGACUUUGUCUGUGGCUAUUGUUUCUUUCUCUCUUCUCAGCUGUGUUCUUACCGGUUCUUCUUCUCGUUUCUAUUCGUCUGUCUGUAUCUUUUUGGUUCACGACCCGGGAUGGCUAUGCAUGGAAUGGAUGUGUUGGUGGGUGGGUUAUCAUGGAGACUCCUACAGGAUGGAGUUCUCUGGUUUGGGAAAUUCGCCCCGCGGUGAGGGAGAGCGGAUGAAAUGAAAGUGAUGAAGUCAAUGAAACGGGCAGGGACUGGGUCCCUUGAUGGGCAGGGUCGAGUAAGGGGUCAGGCUGGUUGAUGCUUUGCUCUGACACGGGGAUGGACUCCAAAAAAUUCACUCCAUUUCAAGUUC